Vittaforma corneae ATCC 50505 is the source of this 1725-nucleotide messenger RNA. RefSeq lists its product as uncharacterized. Bases 1 to 1725 code for a protein of 574 amino acids. The record is from RefSeq and is a predicted model, not a curated record. Gene Ontology annotation, molecular function: ATPase-coupled lipid transmembrane transporter activity; ATP hydrolysis activity; ATP binding. Gene Ontology annotation, biological process: transmembrane transport. NCBI's taxonomy places the organism in Eukaryota, Fungi, Microsporidia, Nosematidae. The transcript has a single exon. Gene Ontology annotation, cellular component: membrane.
AUGAGUAUCUCCAAGCCGAAGAAUUCUGACUUGGCCUUUUUCACCAGUGUUGUUUGGAACGGUCUUUUGGGCAAUAGACAUGUCAUAUUAAUUUUUAUUCUCAUUCUUUUCUCACUAUUCUGCUCUUGUGUCUUCGAAGCAUACGCUGAUGACCACUUUUCUAAUCUCUCAAAAACUUUGGAAAAGGGCACAGAAGACAGCCCCAUAUUCUCCUACGUUCUGUUCUACACUCUCCACCUUCUUUUCGGUUGGAUCCAUAAUCAUCUGUUUUACACCAAUAUCCAUUUUUUAAAAUCGGUUCUAUAUCGAUAUUUAAUGAAAAUGUAUCUCAACUGCCACCCAAAAAGCUUUGACAAUGUUGGAACUGGUAAAAUCUGCUCCAUCAUUCACAAGCAGGUUGACUCUUUAAUAUUUCUACUGAAAAACGUCUUUCUUAGAUUGGUUUACAAUUUAGCUUAUAUUUCUCUUUUUAUUAUACGGCUGUACAAAGAUAAAAAGCUAGAGUUGAGCACUAAGAUCGUGUUUGUAUCUCUUCUGGCCUUUGUUGCUCUAUUUAUCUGCUAUAACUGUCACAUAGCCUAUAUUUACAAAAAAAGACUGAUAGAUGUUGAGCAUACAAAUUCACAUGCACUUUUAGAUAUUUUCAAAAAUAUGACAGUUGUGAAAGCCUUUAAUAAUGAAAGCUUUGAAAUUUCAAAGUUUAAUUCAUUAAUGGGUGAUCAAAUUUCAUUUGGGUACACAUUUUACUUCUUUGAGAGUUUAUUUAUGGUAUGUUUCAAGAUAUUGCUUCUUAUUGGGCUUCUGGUUCCAAUUCACAUAGCUAAUCUAGAUGCCAAUAACCCAUUCAUUAAUCCCCACGCAAUCUAUCAAUUUUUUGUAACAUUUAAUUCGUUUAAACGAAAGAUUAGUGGAUUGAAAGAUUGUAUUUAUAAGGUGUUUGAUAAGUUCAUUGAUACUUCUGCUUCCUCUACUAUUAAUGUUAUUCUUGUGGAUAAGAUCAGAAAGACCGAACUAAUAACAGGACAAACUCUCGACAUUAGUUUUGAAAAUACGGCCAUUUAUCUCGAUGGAAAACUAAUUUUUGACCACUUUUCAUUAGAAAUACCAUUUGGCACAAAAAUAGCGAUUACUGGUAGAAAUGGUGCUGGUAAGUCGACAAUUAUAAAAGCACUAUUGGGACUGAUUGAUUACAAUGGUGAGAUGCUAAUUGAUGGGAAGUCUAUUAGAAAGAUAGAUGAGAAAACUCUUCAUGAUGCCAUCUCAUAUGUCCCUCAGGAGCCGCAUUUAUUCAAUACAACAGUUAUGGAUAAUUUAAAAUAUGGAAAGAACAUCAGUGAUGAAGAAGUUGUUCAAAAGUGUAUUGAAUGCGGUGUGCACAGUAUUUUCAAAAAUCUGGAAAAGGGAUAUUUGACCAUUGUUGGAGAAAGUGCCAAGAAUAUUAGUGGUGGGCAGGCGCAAAUAAUCAAUUUUAUGAGAGCCAUCAUUAAAGACGCACCAAUAUUUUUAUUAGACGAGCCUACCUCCAAUCUUGAUUAUAGUACUUCUAACUUCAUAGUUUCGACAGUUUUCAACAUCCUUAAGGACAAAACAGUGUUUUUGUCAACACACAAUCCCCAACAUUUACUAAAGUUUGAUAAAAUACUGAAUAUUAAUGAAAAGAAAAUUAGAGUUUACAAUGGAUAUAAGGAGUUUGCAGCUGAUCCGAAGUAUGAAUUUAAACUGUGA